Acyrthosiphon pisum (pea aphid) is the source of this 551-nucleotide messenger RNA. RefSeq lists its product as uncharacterized. The record is from RefSeq and is a predicted model, not a curated record. Lineage: Eukaryota; Metazoa; Arthropoda; Insecta; Hemiptera; Aphididae. The annotation marks the transcript as partial. The transcript has a single exon.
UUUCAUCAAUGCUCGGUACGUCAGUCCGCCAGAAGCAGUUUGGCGACUGUUUUCGUACGAGUUGCAUAAGCCGAGUCACAGGGUGAUCAGGCUUCCAGUCCAUCUGGAAGACUACCACACGGUGUACUUCGCUCCGGGACAAGAACUGGAGCGGGUGCAAAACGCAGCGCUGGCCCGAACAAGACUCACGGCGUUCUUCUCGCUCAACGAGACGGACCCCGAGGCCAGACAGUAUCUCUACCAUGAGAUACCGAUGCAUUACACCUGGGCGGAAAGAGACAGGAGGUGGAAUCGGCGCCGAAGGGUAAUGCCCAACGAGACGUUGUCUCGGAUGUACGCGGUCAACCCCCUAGAUCGAGAGCGAUUCCUCUUGCGACUGCUGCUGCUACACAGGAGAGGUCCUCAGUCGUUCAGAGACAUGAGGACCGUCGACGGGAUCGUGUAUCCGACCUACGCGGCGGCGGCGGUGGCGCUUGGACUCCUGGAGGAUGACCAAGCCCUGCUGGCGUGCAUGACAGAGUCCGCGGCCGUGGACACUCCCGCACAGCUGC